Medioppia subpectinata is the source of this 243-nucleotide messenger RNA. The record is from the annotation of a GenBank genome assembly. NCBI's taxonomy places the organism in Eukaryota, Metazoa, Arthropoda, Arachnida, Sarcoptiformes, Oppiidae.
AUGAAAUAUGAUGACCAAAUCAUAGAAAUGGUGUGUGUGUGCGGACACGGGAGGCUAAUCGAUCCGCCUUCCAGAUCAAGCGCCUGGAGAUUUGGCUAUAAAACUGAAAUUAAUUACAACGACAAUGAGUUGUUUUGCGGAGGAUUUACAACUCAAUGGAAAGUGAAUAAAGGAAAGUGUGGGGUAUGUGGCGAUCGAUACGAUGGCAAACGAGACAAUGAGUGGCCAAAUGGCAAAUACGCU